GCUCUCUGCAGAUGGCGGGACUGGCUUACUUAAUGUAAUACGUAAAAUGAAGUAAUACAUGCUCAGGUGGUUUGAAUACAGCGUGUUUGUCAAUUGCUUAGGAAUGCUAUAAAUAUGGAUCCAACUGAAGAAUUCAGUUUACAGAACUUGGAAGAGAUGAAAUGAGAAGAAAGGAGCACUCUCAUUCUCUUGAUUUAUGCUGAUAGAGCACAAUGAAAUGGUACGGAUGUCUUGCCCACAAGAGAUCUGCUUCAAUCGAUAGAAUAAGGCAAAACCUCAACAGGACGAUGGGGCCAGCAAGACAAGCCGCCCUCCAUGAAACAUCGGAAGAUAAACCUUUGAUGGAGCCACCUAGUCCAUCGCCAAGAAGAAGGAGGUGCCGCCUCCACGGAACCGACAGUGUGUGGUCCUGGGUGGUGGCCAUUGCUAAUUUCUCCGUCUGUUUCAUCAUCGUUGGCCUCGGAAGAAUGUCUGGCGUCCUCUACGUGGACUUCAUGAACAUUUUCCACAUCGGCAGGAAGUCUGCAUCUAUGCCCUUCAGCAUACAACAGGCGGCCAGGAAUCUCUUUGGUCCUUUAGCCGGAGUUUUAGGUCAGAAGUAUGGUGUACGUGUGGUUACUCUAGUUGGAGGCAUCAUCGGCGCUGUCAGUGCUAUUACUUGCUUCUUCAUAGCAGAUAUGCUUUGGAUUACCAUUAUGUGGGGGUUGUUUUUUGGUAUCAGCACUGCAUUUACUACGACUUUGAAUCAAGUUUCAAUAGAUCAGCAUUUUGAUAAGCAUCGAGCUACAGCAGGUGGUCUUGCAUUCUCCGGGGGAUGCGUCGGAGCUUUCCUCUUUCCAGCAGUAAUAGAACUUCUGAUGUCUCUUUAUGGAAUAACUGGAACUUUUCUAGUCAUGGGUGGAAUCAUCCUCAACGUGAUACCGGCCUCCAUGCUCCUUGGUGAACCCAAGCCCGACAUAAAUGAAAAGGAUGAUACGACAGACCAAACCGCUGCAAAAACAAAGUAUGGAUCGCUGGAAACGACUGUUGCAUCCAAUACAAUUGACGUUAGCGGUGUAAAAGAUCCGGAGACUGGCUUGAAAAACACGAAACCUAGUACUGAAGAAAGCAUUAAUUUUUGUGUAUUACGUGAAAAUAAUGGCUUUGUGUUGAGGCUUCUGUCUUUAGAUCCACUCGAAAAAGCAUUUUCUAAAGACAGCAGAGAAAACACACUGCUGCUUGUGGACAAAAUUCGUAUGCUGGAUGAGUUGGAAGAAGUGUAUGCUGCUGCAGAAAAUCGGCAAAGAUCGUUGCCCCGUUCCUCGUCUUUGACUGAAUCUAGUGCAGAAAACACCCAAGAUAAUUUGCAGAACAACAGCAGUUAUUCCAGUUUGGAUCUUGUCAAGAAACGUCUGUCCAGUAAGCGUGGCUCGAAGAAAUUUUACGAAACCCCAAGAAAGCAGUUUAUUAAGAAUAAACUAAAAGAGCUGUGUGCAAAAGACGACUUGAGAUUCAAUUCGUAUUUUCAGGAAGAAAAUCAAUCGCAAAUCCUCAGAGUACUCCAAGAGCUGAAGAAACUCAACGAAGUCCUGAGCAACAAAGAUAUAUUCGAAUCUUCCGGCGACAGUUCCGUAAGCUUUGAAUGUUACGACUCCGAAGAAGGGAAGUACCCCAUGAAGAGGUACCUCAGCAGGAAAAAGAAGAACAUAAAUAAAGGAGAUCCAGAAGCUCUACAGGGUUACCUGAUGACAGCUCUAAAAUUACAUGCCAACCCCAUAUUUCUGCUGAUAUGUCUAUGCCGUGGUGUCUUCAUGCUGACCUUCAUCCCUUUGGUUACGGUGGUUGUUGACUUUGCUAUGGACAAAGGUUUGCCCCAAGCUGACGGCAAAUACAUGAUAGCUCUGUUAUCCAUCGGUGAUUUUUUGGGAAGGUUGUGCUUGGGGUGGAUCACGGACACCGGAUGCUUGAGUCUUCCCAGGUACAUGCUGGUGAUGAUGAUGCUGUUGGGGGGCAGCACGGCUUCGUUACCCCACACUGAUUCCCGGGCGACUAUGAUGAUGGCGAUCUUGUUAUUCGGCAUUUUGAACGGUUCUCUGUUCGUCCACCAUCCCCUUUUGGUCUCGAAGUACAUGAAAAGUCACGAGAAAGUAAUUGCCAUGGGUUUUAUAAACUUCCUUUCUGGAUUCCUCGGAUUGGCGUUACCAGCAUUCAUAGGAUACUUCAGAGAUCAUCUUGGAUCGUACGAUCAGAUGUUUUAUUUGAAUGGCGCCAUUUGUUGUGGGGUGGGAUUCAUGUGGAUCCUAGAGCCGCUGUUUAUUAAAUUCCUGCCUCCAGAGAGUUCGCCUUACGACGGAUUCAUUUAUCCAAGGAAGAAAUGAGUGUGUAACAUUACUGCAACAGAUUAAUUUCAGCAAAACGCAAGAAUACUCCCAGAUAUUCAUAAACUGCUUCAAGACGUGGGAAUUUGUCUCAACGUAUCACGGAUUCUUUUCUCCGAAUUAUUUGAUCAACAUUUACUGUCAACUUUUAAUUUCGCUGUCCAAAGUGUUGUUAAUAAACCUAAAAUUUUCUUUGCCAAUUUUUA
Molecule: messenger RNA, 2563 nt
Organism: Uloborus diversus
Lineage: Eukaryota; Metazoa; Arthropoda; Arachnida; Araneae; Uloboridae
Product: monocarboxylate transporter 9-like
Exons: 7
Coding region: 213-2357 (714 amino acids)
Biological process (GO): transmembrane transport
Molecular function (GO): transmembrane transporter activity
Source: RefSeq, a predicted model, not a curated record